GCGAUCCAGAGUGUGUCUUCGGGCGGGAUUGCUGGAAUGGUCGCUAAAUGCGCCGUGUACCCCAUGGACGUCGCCAAGAAGCGUCUCCAAGUGCAGGGCUUCGAAGAAGCACGCUGUAGCUUUGGUCGCCUACACUCCUCAAACAGCCUCCGAGACUGCAUUAUCACCAUGUGUCGUGAGGAGGGUCCUUCCUCCCUCUUCAAAGGCCUUAGCCCCUCCCUGCUGAAAGCCUGUGUCUCUAUUGGCGUCCGUUUCGGUGUCUACGAGGAGGUCUGCUCUCUACUGUCCGCUCAUCGCAAGGGCAAAUUGCAUAAGCCCUAG
Dibothriocephalus latus is the source of this 321-nucleotide messenger RNA. NCBI's taxonomy places the organism in Eukaryota, Metazoa, Platyhelminthes, Cestoda, Diphyllobothriidea, Diphyllobothriidae. The record is from the annotation of a GenBank genome assembly.